AUGCCCGUUAUAGCCCAUACCCCCAAGUAUGGCAGUCCCGUGAACCACGCACGGAGCCCGACUCCCAUCGUGACAUUUCCCCCUUCUGCAGAUCUUGUUUCGAACAACGUCUCCAGCGCUGAAGAUGCCUUUGUCAAGGGUGACCGCUUGCCAAUCUGCAUCACGGGGCAGAUUCGGCGCCUGGAACUUCGCACCAAGCUGAAGCGCUUCAUCGAGCCGAUGCUGAGCGCCGGCCAUCGAGUGGAGGUGUACCUGGUCAUCGAUCCGCGGAAAGAUACGAAUUACAUCCACCGAGCAGCUGGUUCCCACACGGGUGGUGGCCAAUACACCAUCUUGACGGGCGAAUUCGAGAGCCUCAAUGAGACGCUGGAGCUUUUUCCCAAGAACAUGACGGUGAUCUUCGACCCCUUCGUUCCUGCAGAUUACCGGUUUGAUCCCCGCUAUGCAAUGAUGAUGGAGCAGAUCUCUGCCUGGGGGAAGUCCUUGGGCACGGCACUUUGGAGGGCCAUGCAGCGUGCGCGCAGUCAUGGGAGGCAGUGGGAAGCUCUCAGGCGCUGCUGGCGCCUGGCGCAGAUCGCCGACCCCGUGCCGCCCAAGGCGGCCAUCCGCCUACGUGAUGAUGUGGUGGUGCUGCAACGCUUUGUGCCUUCGCUGGAGACCAUGUCGCGAGGAGUCCAUGUGCAAAACUGCGAGCACUACUUUGGACUCAACGACAAGGGCGCCAUCGUAGCGGGUCAAGGACAGGUGGAGAACUAUUUCACCAAACCCCUGGAGCUGAUGCUGAAGAACUUCACUCAGCUGCUGUCCUUCCAAAAGUCCCGCUGCACGCGGCCCUUGAACCCCGAAUCGGUGUUGUUCAAUUCGAUGGUCCUCAGCAACGCCCAACCGCACUACUUGAAGAACUUUCCGAUCCGCCCGGGCAUCAACUUGCAAGAUGAGAACCAGACUGUCAAUCUCUGCUAUUCCCAGGGUGCCCACAACACCGAGUGUUUUGAGGAUCGAGAUCUUCUGGAGAACAUGAAGGGAGGAAUCAAGAUCUACAAAAAUACUACACCGAAGGAGCUGCUGUAUAUCUGCGAGCCGCCGGAGAAGUGA
This is a messenger RNA of Cladocopium goreaui, 1095 nucleotides long. The record is from the annotation of a GenBank genome assembly. NCBI's taxonomy places the organism in Eukaryota, Dinophyceae, Suessiales, Symbiodiniaceae.